Ilex paraguariensis (yerba mate) is the source of this 503-nucleotide messenger RNA. The record is from the annotation of a GenBank genome assembly. Lineage: Eukaryota; Viridiplantae; Streptophyta; Magnoliopsida; Aquifoliales; Aquifoliaceae.
GAACUCUGGGGUACCUAGCCCCUGAACAUACCCGAACCGGCAAGGCCACCACAAGCACCGAUGUAUAUGCUUUUGGGGCCUUUUUGCUAGAGGUUGCUUGUGGAAGACGACCAAUAGAGCCACAAGCAUCAAGUGAACAGGAACUCAUUUUGGUUGAUUGGGUGUUUUCGUGCUGGAGUAGAAGUGAGAUUCUUCUGGCAGUUGAUCCAAAUUUGGGCACCGAUUACGUAGCACAUGAGGUGGAGUUGGUAUUGAAGCUUGGGUUGCUGUGCUCACACUCAGAACCUGUUGCCAGGCCGACUAUGAGGCAAGUUGAACAGUUUUUGGAGGGUGCCAUCCUUCUACCAGGGUUAUCGUCACUUGGAAUUUCUGCCACCGGCCUAACGUUUGCACAUCGUGACGGGUUUGAUGAUUUUGCCAUGUCGUAUCCAUCUUCCUUGUAUAAGUCCUUCUCUCACACCACCUUGAUGCAGAGUCCCUUCUCUAUGGAGGCCGAUGAUUAA